CUAAGCCUCCCGGUGGGCGCGGCGACUGCCCCGCGAAAGGUUCCUGCUGCCGGAGACGGCCGUUCCGCACACACGCAGGCUGUGAUAAAAUCCUACAAUGCCGCUUUGAGUAGCUGAACUGAAGGGGACAAAAGGAGGUUAAAGAAAAUGCCCCAGCAAACAGCAGUGACAAUUACUUUGGCAACCCUGCUGGGUGUUGCUGUGGGGGGGCUGGUUUUGUGGAAAGCAGCCCAGCGUCGAAAAGGAAAAGCAUGCUGUAGUAGUCAGCGAGAGGAAGCAUUUAUAAACUCAGGAGACAAGAAACUGAUUAAGACAGAGGGUAAGGAGGUGCUUUCCUUCUUCAGAUCUUCCACAUUUUCCUGGGUAGAGAGGAUCCUUGGUGCAGACGUAAUGAUAGUUUCAGAGCAGGAGGAGUGGGAUCAUGCUGAACCUUUGCUGAAGAAGGAGCUGGAGAAGUGGCCAGUGCUUGGAAUUGAUUGUGAGUGGGUAUCUGUGGAGGGAAAAGCAAAUCCUGUAUCCCUCCUGCAGAUGGCUUCUUCCAGCGGCCUCUGCAUUCUUGUUCGAUUGCCCAGGCUUGUUGCCAGUGGACAGACUAUCCCAAAGACCCUGUUGGACAUCAUGGCAGAUAGUGCUGUGUUGAAAGUUGGAGUAGGAUGCUGGGAAGAUGCUUGCAAGUUACUUCAUGAUUAUGGUCUUCCAGUCAAAGGGAGCGUGGAUCUCCGUUAUUUAGCCAUGAGACAGUGGAAGGAUCUACCUCACUGCCUUAGCCUAAAGUCUUUAGCUGAAGAAGUCCUGAACUGUCCACUUGACAAGUCUCCUCAUGUACGUUGCAGCAACUGGGAGGCAGAAGAACUGACACAAGAUCAGGUUCUCUAUGCUGCUAGAGAUGCUCAGAUCUCAGUGGCUCUGUUCCUCCAUUUGCUGGGAUUUGCCAGCCUCCCUGCUAUAUCUCAAGGUGAAAACUGUCUUGCUGCUUGGGAAAAAGCAGUGAGUAAAUGCCGGGGCUUGGUGGAUAUUCCUUUUAGAGGAAGAAAGAGUGUCAGCACAGGAGAGGAGAAGAAUGGAGAGGGAUGUUCCCCUCAGAAAACAAAGAAUCGGAAGUCUGCUGUGAAUGGCCAACCUGCUGGCAGUCAGCAAGUGAGAGAUCCACGAAGGCAGAAAAGAAAGCCUCUGGGUGUGGGAUAUUCUGCACGGAAAUCUCCACUGUAUGACAACUGUUUCUUGCAUGCACCAGAUGGACAGCCCCUCUGCACUUGUGAUCGCAAGAAGGCUCAGUGGUAUCUGAACAAGGGGAUUGGAGAGCUAGUUAGCACAGACCCAUUUAUUGUGAAGCUGCGGUUUGAGCCUUCGGGGCGUCCUGAGUCUCAAGUUGAUUAUUAUCUGACAGUGAAAGAGAACCUGUGUGUUGUAUGCGGCAAGAGAGAAUCCUAUAUCCGGAAGAACAUUGUUCCUCACGAAUACAGAAGACACUUCCCUAUCCAGAUGAAGGACCACAACUCCCAUGACGUGCUCCUUCUCUGCACAUCCUGCCAUGCCAUCUCCAAUUACUAUGAUAACCAUCUCAAGCAGCAGCUAGCUGAGGAGUUUGGUGCACCCAUUGGCUCUGAGGAAGGUGUGCGUCUGAUGGAGGACCCUCUGCGCAGGCAAGUACGCUCCGGGGCCCGAGCCCUGCUGAAUGCAGAUAGCUUGCCUGACCCCCGAAGGGCAGAACUUUUGCAGACCAUCAAGGACUUCUUUAACACAGAGAGAGUCACCCCAGAGAUGCUCCAGGAAGCAGCCGGUCUGGAAACCAGGAUCUGCAAUGAGAGCUACAUGCCACAUGGACUGAAGGUGGUGCAGUGUUUUGCUAAAGGAGGCCUGCGCUCCCUUAUCCAGUUGGAGAGACGCUGGCGGCAACACUUCUUGGACAACAUGCAGCCCAAGCACCUCCCAGAGCAGUGGUCAGUGGACCAUAACCACAUGAAGCUGAUCCGAAAGUAUGGGGAGGAUCUUCAGAUUGAGCUGUCAUGAAUCUAACUUCAUGGACUCUAGAUAGUAUCUAAUGGACAUAUGUAACUGAAGGUGGAAGAACUGUUUUUAUUUCUAUGUCUCCACUAACAUCUGGGCCUGGGUUUGCAAACUGGCAGCAGUAUGCCUGCCAGAUUUGAUAUCUUAUAGAGUUAAAUCCAUUGACUUGAAUUUUCAGCUGGCUGAGAUUUUUUUAAUCCUGGUCUGUCACUGACUAGUUCAGUGCAAGAAUGAUAUGCUUAAGGGAACUUGUCUUCUCAAAGUUACUAUGGAGAGUUAUUUUCUAGCCCCCAGGAUAUCUGAUGCCUCCAGACCAUUUCUCCUGACACAGAACACAAUAUAUGAACAUUUCCCAGGUUUUCUGACAGGUAUAUCUGCUCCCUUGAAGCCCUUGAGACCUUGAGAGUCUCCUGAUUUAAAAGCCUCUCUUUGCUUUCAGUGCAGUUGUACUCAUAUGAGGAGUUAUUGGAGGAGACUACCUGCCAUAGAGAGGUUCCUGUUUGGAAGUGGCAAAGAAACUUUACCUUUUUUUGCACAUUCUGAGCUGUAUCAGAACUGCAGAUAUAGGCCUCAGUGAGUUUCGUGGUGACAGGUGCCUGAUGAGAAGAGACAUUCCGACCACGCAUAUCAAGUGUUUUCUUAAAUAGCUUCCAGCAACACACAAUGUAUAGAAAAAAUGUUCUUUCCUAAUUCCACUUGUCUAUCACAAAUGGGUCUUGAUGGGUACCUUUUCGUAUCAGACUGAAGUCAAGGGUCUUAAAAAGGAUGUGAGGAAACAAAUUUCAUUUAAAUACCAGCAUCUUUUAAGAGGUCAGACCGUGUGUGGCAGAAAACUCGAGAAUCUGGUGUUCUGUUCCUGGGUUUGCUGUGUGUGGUGGUGAGCAAGUCAUCUGCUCUCCAUGCCUGAUUCCCUGUCUCUAAAAUGGGACUAGUAAUACUUACCAAUCUCACAAGAUUGUUGUGGGGCUUAAGGAGUUAAUGUUUUUAUAAAAUGCUUUGAAAAUAUAAGCUAGUGUGUGCUAAUUAUUACUGUAAUUUUUAAAAUGUGCUGUUGUCUGACUUUCUUAAAUACUCAUGUUUUUUAAAUAGUACUAGACUUUAAUUAUAUAUAACUUUUAAAAAAUACAUACACUUUUCUGUGAUGAUUUUGAUUGCAUGCAGUGAGUGUUCUUCCCUGACUGAUGAAGCUAUGCUCAACUUUUAUAGGUCUCUUUAAAGAAGUUUCAGGAAAACCCAUGUCAUUCUUGAUGCUACUGCAUAUAGCACAGUUGAUCCAUAUUUUAGUAUAAUUUUGAGCAGAAUCCUGGACUUGCAGUGAUUGUAGCUGAAACUCUCCCUUAUCAGAUAAUUCAAGAAAUUUUACAGGCCAAGGUGAAAAACCUGUUUGUAACAGAGACCUUUUGAGAUAAGUAGGAGCUGUAAAGAAACGGUACAUUAAUGCCAUCCCAGAGGAGCUGCAGUAGCAGCCUGAGCACAAGGAAUCAAAGAUUCAUGAUAAGUACUACUUAUCACAGAGCUGCAAAUAAGACCAUUUUCAUUAUAAGGGCAAUUUUAUUCCUUUCCUGUACCACUGGCAGUUCUUAACGAAAACUGAUCUAACUGAAUGUGUUCUGUCUCUGUGCUCAUUCAGACAGCUGAUUAUAAUCUCAGCAAGAGCCUCCUGUCUACAACAGCAGCUUGAAUAAAACUAUUUCUCUCCAAUGCAAUUUGAGAAGUGUUCAGAUAGUGCUAUCUCCUGUCUUCAGUGCCAUUUCAGUGGUAGGAGCUUGUUGCAUGGCUCAGAAGAACUCCUUUUCAACAAUCAAGGGUACAAAGUGUCCAUCUCACUUUUUCAUUCUGCUUGGUUUUUCUCUUUUUGCUCCAAUGCCGAAACUUCUGAUAAAGCUGUCCUUGUUUAAUGGAAGUGAUGGGCUGACCACAGGGCUGCUGUUUUUUCUGUUUGUUGAGACAAUUAUUGGAAUAGAGGUCCUCUAAAUUUAAAGGAAUCAGUGGUAUCAUUCUAGGGUUUUGUGGUUUAUUUUUUCCAAGUCACUUGUUCAGAAUUAGAAAUUAAUAGAAAUUUGCAAGGAAAACUUCCUUUAUAAAUAUUUUGUUAACUAAGUUUAUUUUUUUUUUGUAAGGUAUCCUUAAAUUUGCAUCAUUUUAAGUCAACCUGGAAGAGGAGGUGAAGUGAUACAUUUAUUGUGCAGGAAUAGAUUAUUUUUAUAUGAUUGUGAUUUAAAAUUUUCUGCUGGUCUAUAGAUAAAACUUUCUUGUAUGUCUUCAUCACUAAUUAUUGCAUUCAGUAAAAAUUUGUUC
Messenger RNA from Melopsittacus undulatus (budgerigar), 4305 nucleotides. RefSeq names its product exonuclease 3'-5' domain containing 2 (gene EXD2). Gene Ontology annotation, cellular component: nucleus; cytoplasm. The transcript has 9 exons. Bases 148 to 2010 code for a protein of 620 amino acids. The record is from RefSeq and is a predicted model, not a curated record. Gene Ontology annotation, biological process: nucleobase-containing compound metabolic process. NCBI's taxonomy places the organism in Eukaryota, Metazoa, Chordata, Aves, Psittaciformes, Psittaculidae. Gene Ontology annotation, molecular function: 3'-5' exonuclease activity; nucleic acid binding.